AUGAAGGCCGGACUUUUGGCUCUAUCCUUACUCGCUGCCGUACUACGGCCGGCUUUUGCGCAGUCCCGUAGCCUGGAGAAAAGAGCAGACGGGAAGGAGGAUAACAACGCCCAAAAACCCACGAUAUUCAAUGGUGUAACCGUGCCGCCUAUGAAAGAACUUCCAGCGCAGGGAUUUGAAGAUAAUAUUAAGGAUGGCUACUGGUUUAUCAAAUACCAUUCUCCUUACUGCCCCCAUUGCCAGGCUGUACAGCCUACAUGGCAAACGCUUUAUGAAUUUUACUAUACCUCAAACCCUCUAAAGUCAUCUACUGUGAAACAAGCAUCAAGUCCCGAAUCGUCCCUUAACUCCUUCCAAGGCUAUUAUAAUUUUCAUUUUGCAUCAAUGAAUUGCGUUACCAACGGAGACAAGUGCGAAGAAUUAGGAGUCAUGGAAUGGCCAACGUUUUCACUGUACCAUAACGGCAAAUUGGUUGAGAAAUUUUCAGAUCAAAAGAAUAUAGAAACACUUAGUCGUUUUACUGAAAAGUGGUUGGAGUCUAUUAAACCAGGUUCUCGACCUAGAAAUAAAAUAGCAUUACCGGAACCAGGAGCGACGAAGACCCCCGAUAGUGGCUCAGGUCAAAACCCAGGAAACCCGCAAUCUGCACCUUCGAAAGACUUGAAUAACCCGCCCCAAAAUAAAGAUGCCGACAAGAAAGGGCCUACACCAAAUUUGCAAGGGAUAUCUGUUCCGCUGACAGCCGAGAGUUUUCAGAAGCUUGUCACUACCACGAGAGAUCCAUGGUUUGUCAAAUUUUACGCUCCGUGGUGUUCUCAUUGCCAAGCUCUUGCUCCAGUUUGGAGCCAAAUGGCUAAAGAUUUAAAGGGGAAACUUAACAUAGGCGAGGUGAAUUGUGAAGUGGAGAAAAGGCUUUGCAAAGAUGCCCGUGUUAAUGCCUACCCCACCAUGUAUUUCUUCCGCGGAGGCGAACGCGUUGAAUAUGAAGGUCUUCGUGGUCUUGGUGACCUAGUCAAGUACGCUAAAAAAGCUGUCGAUGUGGUCGGCUCAGGAGUUCAACUCGUGGACGCCACCGAGUUUAAGAAGAUGGAAGAAACUGAAGAAGUCAUAUUUCUGUAUUUCUUUGACCAUGCUACAACGUCGGAAGAUUUCGCUGCUUUAGAUCGUUUAACCCUAAGCCUUGUCGGCCGCGCGCGCCUCGUCAAGACUAACAGUACUCUCCUUGCUGAGAGAUUCAAGAUUUCAACUUGGCCUCGUCUUCUUGUAUCAAGAGAUGGAAGACCUAGUUACUAUACCGCACUCGCACCUAAAGACAUGAGGGAUUUCCGCCAGAUACUGACCUGGAUGCAAAAGGUAUGGCUGCCAAUCGUUCCGGAAAUGACAACUUCGAAUGCCCGAGAGAUCAUGGAUGGCAAAUAUGUUGUGCUUGGUAUCCUUAACAGACAGCGAUCAGACGAAUUCAUUCAGGACAAACGGGAAUUAAAAAAUGCAGCUUUGGAAUGGAUGGAAAAGCAAACAAAAUUAUUUCAACUAGAGCGCCAAGAGCUGCGCGACGCCAAAGAGCUUCGUAUCGAAGAAGCCGAUGACCGAGGCGACCAACGAGCACUACGGGCUGCCAAAAACACCCGCAUUACGAUUAAGGAAGACGAUAAAAAGCAAGUUGCAUUUGCGUGGGUUGAUGGUAUUUUCUGGGAUAGAUGGAUUAGAACCCAUUUUGGUAUCGAUGUAAAGAACGGUGAACGAGUUGUCAUUAAUGACGAAGAGAAUCGCCGUUACUGGGAUACUACUCCCAACGGUGGCUAUAUCGUCCCAAGCCGGACUUCAAUUUUAGAAACCCUGACUCACAUCGUUUCGUCACCCAGCAAACUCAAAUCCAAAUCAACAGUUGGCGUUGUUGAAGGGUUCUUCUACUCCGUCCGUUCAUUUACCACAUCACACCCGAUUAUUACUUUGUGCCUUUUGGCAGUCGCCCUCUUCACCGGAUCUCUUAUAGCAAGAGGAAGAUUCCGAAGAAGUGCUAGAUCUGCUGGCGGCCUCUUGGGCAAUGCUGGCGGCAGUUCAGGUGGGUUUUUCCACCUGGAUGGAAAGGAAGGUAUGCUUGGCGGAGGAGGUGGUGGGAAAGUGGACUAA
This is a messenger RNA of Ophidiomyces ophidiicola, 2130 nucleotides long. RefSeq lists its product as uncharacterized. The coding region runs from base 1 to 2130 and encodes 709 amino acids. Gene Ontology annotation, cellular component: endoplasmic reticulum. Gene Ontology annotation, molecular function: protein disulfide isomerase activity. Lineage: Eukaryota; Fungi; Ascomycota; Eurotiomycetes; Onygenales; Onygenaceae. The record is from RefSeq and is a predicted model, not a curated record. The transcript is spliced from 4 exons.